AUGGAUAUCCCACGUCAACAACAGCCAUUGCCAGUGGUUCAUAAUGCCUACACACCCAAGGAAGCAAUUGAGAUCUCUUCUCGCACAGGUGCCUACAAGGCACAUAUGCGCAUCGACAAGACCAUCAUCAGCAGUUUCAUGGCUGGCUGUCUACUCUCGUUCGGAGGUGCCUGUUACUCGGUCAUCAACACUUCUGCCUGGCUGAACGAGAACGCUCCUGGUAUCGUGAGAAUGCUCGGAGCCUUGAUCUUCCCAUUCGGUUUGGUUGUUAUCGUCAUGACUGGAGCAGAUCUCUGUACUGGAAGUUUCAUGUACACCAGCUUGGCUGCUCUCCAUCGCCGUACCUCUGUUCUGUUGAUGUUGAGACAUUGGCUGCUUACCUUCUUUGGCAACCUUGCUGGUGCGUUGUUUGUGACUUGCAUCAUUGUUGGAUACGGUGGUGUCUUGUCGGCUCCAGUCUACCGCAAAGAGCUUCUAAACAUCGCAACGACCAAAGCCGUAACACCCGAGUGGUACCAGAUCUUCUUGAAGGCAAUCGGUGCAAACUGUCCUUGUCACUGUUCGAUUCUGCAUUCAAUCCUUAUACUGACCGGUAUUGCAGNNAUCUUCUUGCACCACCCGGACAUCACAGUUGGCUACUACAUCUGGAAGAGUAUGAUCCCUGCCGCUCUCGGCAACAUUGUCGGCGGCAGUGUUUUCGUGGCUUUCGUCUACUGGUACCUCUUCCUGGUGGGCGACACCUCCGAGAUUGUCAUUGAUGGCGAUUACUGGGACGUCCAGAGCCGCUCAUCAAUAACUUCGAUCUCAGAAGACCGAACCACACAACACCAAUCCAACAAGGACGAUGGCAAGAUGGUCUAA
Molecule: messenger RNA, 861 nt
Organism: Aureobasidium musti
Lineage: Eukaryota; Fungi; Ascomycota; Dothideomycetes; Dothideales; Saccotheciaceae
Source: the annotation of a GenBank genome assembly